AUGGACAUUUUCCUUCUCUGUGUGUUCCUGCCUCUGGUGACUGUGGCAUGGGGCCAGUACAGUGACUAUUAUUAUGGUCCCUAUAAUUAUGGAGAUAAUGAUGAAUGGGUCAAUGUGUACCGGCAAGGUUUCAACUUUCAGUGCCCACACGGGCAGGUGAUCGUGGCCGUCAGAAGUGUCUUCAGCAAGAAGGAAGGUUCUGACAGACUGUGGAACUAUGCCUGCAUGCCAGCAUCCCAGAGCCUCGGUGAGCCGACAGAGUGCUGGUGGGAAGAGAUCAACAGGGCGGGAACCGAAUGGUAUCAAACCUGCUCAAACAAUGGGCUGGUGGCUGGUUUCCAGAGUCAGUAUUUUCCAUCGGUGCUGGACCGUGAAUGGCAAUUUUACUGCUGCCGCUAUAGCCGGAGGUGCCCAUAUUCCUGCUGGUUAACAACAGAAUAUCCAGGACACUAUGGAGAAGAUAUGGACAUGAUGAUGUACACUUACGACUAUUACAUCCGUGGGGCAACCACAACUUUCUCUGCUGUGCACAGGGAUCGUCAGUGGAAAUUUAUUGUCUGCAGGAUGACAGACUAUGACUGCCCAUUUCAGAAUGUUUAA
Molecule: messenger RNA, 600 nt
Organism: Melozone crissalis (California towhee)
Lineage: Eukaryota; Metazoa; Chordata; Aves; Passeriformes; Passerellidae
Gene: DPT
Product: dermatopontin
Exons: 4
Coding region: 1-600 (199 amino acids)
Biological process (GO): collagen fibril organization
Cellular component (GO): extracellular matrix
Molecular function (GO): extracellular matrix structural constituent
Source: RefSeq, a predicted model, not a curated record